CGCACCGAUAGACAAUUGGAUGGGAAAAUGUAUGCUCCUCCUGCGCGAAAUUUUAGUUGCGUUUUCGAUGGUUAUUAUUAAUAGUAUCUAUUAAAUUGGUGGCAUUUCAACCGGAGCAAAGUGGAAGCCGUCUGUGAAAGAAAGAAAAAAACAGCAAUCUCUCAGGCGGAGCAUAUAAUCCCAAAGGUCGGACGAGGGAGUGGCAGGUUGAGCAGUAGCGGGUGGUGGCAGCACGCAUUCUAUUUUGAUUUUGUGCUGAAUGUCCUACUGGCGCUGGUUGUGGCUGGCCUUCAAAAUGAUCUACCAGCUGCUCUGCUGCUCGGUGAGCCUAAUCCUGUUCUGCUUCAACGUGUUCUGGUUGUUCUGCAACCUGGCCAUCCCGUGGUGCACACUGACUCUGCUCGUCGUCUGCAUCGCCUCCAAGUUCGUGAAGCUGCAGCGCAGUCCUAAUGAGAAGCGCCUGCUCAGCCUACUGAGCACGGAGGAGGACUGGCCCAGUUACUGGGCCAUCGCAAACCGGGCGGCCGGCUUUGAUGCACCCGAAAACUCCAAGGCAGGCAUUAAAAAGUGUCUCGCACGUGGAUAUCGGAACGUGCUUCUGGAUGCCGGCCUUUCGUCCUGCGGCGAAAUAGUCGUGGCUAACCCUCAACGCCUGAAUGUGGCUCAACCGCUGGCCGAGUUGCAAAAGCUAAACAUCACGGAGCAGCAUCCGAUGGGGUCCCAGUACGAGGCGGAAUCGGUGCCCUCACUCAGACAGCUUUCCGAUUUCCUCGAUACGGAGGCAGCCCAGGCAACGGUUUUUCUGCGCUUGCACGACAACAGCGCCCGUAUGAUUGACCAGCUGCAGAAGUUUAUGACCACCGACGAGACGUUCACCCAGCGCACCGUUGUUAUCAGUCGCUCACCACUUGCAAUUUAUCAGCUGCGAAAGCUGAAGCCAGAAAUCAUUUGCGGCCUUUGGCACGAGACCUACUUGUCACUGGCCAUCCUCAAAUCCUCUACUCUUAUUACCUCAAUCUAUGGUGCUAUUUUGCGCAACAUUAUUGCCCCCGUUAUCGGAAUAAGCGUGGUCUUUCUCAGCAAAGAAGAGAUUAACUUACACAUUGCCGAUCUAUGGCGCAACGUGGGCGUCCGUCCAAUAGUCUACAUGGUAAAUUCACCGAACGAAAAGCGCUACUUUCAAAAGACCAUGAAGAUCCAGUAUCUAACGGAUUCGCUACGGUCCGAACCGCACCUCCUUAUGAAGGCCUAAGAGGAUCUUCGAAAUUUAAACGAACGAAAACGAUUCAGAUCGACGCACACACUUACACAAACUGUUUGCAUUUAGCUAGCAGAGCUUAGACUUUAAGAAGAACUUAUGUAAGCAUGUUUUUUAGAAGCUUUAGAAAGUAUUAUCCCCACUUUUCCAGCACCAGUGAGAUUGAGAAUAUGAUUUAUUUACCUAGGUUCAGCUAUUUAUUUUAUUGACGGUCUGAUUUAUUUAUUUUGUUAUUUAUGGAAUUAUUUUGUUUACGCAAUACUGCUUUGUUAUAUAAGAAAAUAUUCUCUACGUUUGUAUAGGCUUACGCGAUGUACAAUAUUUCUACUUACAUACUCUACACACAAUCCUAUGCCCUAUAUGGCGUAUGAUUUUUGGAUGUGCUAUAUAUGUAUACAUACACCCAGCUUUUAUAUGAUUCCCUUGUUACUUAAAUCCCGAAUGUAAUCAAAAGUCUAUAAAUGUUUGCCCAGCAUUAGAUAUAUGUCUAUACCAAAAACCAGAUUUAAUAAAAUAUACCUUUUAUUAUGAUAAUAGAUAAUAAAGAUGACUGCAACGAUUGGUUUAAGUUCA
Molecule: messenger RNA, 1831 nt
Organism: Drosophila rhopaloa
Lineage: Eukaryota; Metazoa; Arthropoda; Insecta; Diptera; Drosophilidae
Product: glycerophosphodiester phosphodiesterase 1
Exons: 6
Coding region: 260-1252 (330 amino acids)
Biological process (GO): lipid metabolic process
Molecular function (GO): phosphoric diester hydrolase activity
Source: RefSeq, a predicted model, not a curated record